AUGGAUACUACAUUGGAUACAGCUAUGGACUGUUCAGAAAUUAUUGACCCAGGCUUCAACCAUUCAAUUACACCUUUACAAAAAAUGUUUGCUGCUUGUAGUGGGGCUUUAUUAACUUCACUUGUUACAACACCAUUUGAUGUAGUAAAGACCAGAUUACAAUCACAAAGUAUUUCCAAUAAUAAUACUUUCUUAUUUUCAAAUAUCAAACCAUUAGCAUCAACAUCAUAUUCAUCAAUAUCAUCGCCAUUGCCAUCACGUUGUCAGCAAAGUUUAUUUUUUUCAGCAAGAAAUUUAAAACAAAAAUUUUUUUGUCAAUUAGAACCAAAUUUAUCAUCCAAUCUAUGUUGUAUAGUUUCAAAUGCAACAGCAACUCUACCAUCUUCUGCUCAGAGAGAAGUAGUAACAAAAUAUCGCCAACUUAAUGGAAUAGCGGAUGGUAUUGUUAAAAUUGUUCGUUAUGAAGGGAUUACAUCUUUAUGGCGAGGUCUAUCACCAUCAUUGUUAGUUUAA
Entrophospora sp. SA101 is the source of this 513-nucleotide messenger RNA. The record is from the annotation of a GenBank genome assembly. NCBI's taxonomy places the organism in Eukaryota, Fungi, Glomeromycota, Glomeromycetes, Entrophosporales, Entrophosporaceae.